AUGCAUCUAUUGACGGCCAGCCUCAGCCGGGGUGGCUGGCGUCGACACGCGUGGACAGUCCUCGGCGUCAUGACUGUCGCCCUCGUCUUCACGACCCUGAUCGACCUCAGCUCCGUGGUGCCUUGGCGGCGACAGCCCCCGAAUCUCCAGCAAUUCCCUGCCGCUCCGCUCGCCAGCGCCUGCGACAGCCUCGCGAACCUCGACCCGACCUCUCUCCGCGCCGCCGACGCUCCGAUCCCUAACCUCGUGCACUACAUCUGGCUGCUUGCCAAUCCCCCAGUCUUCUCGCUCAGCUUCAAGGUCUUCGUCAGCGUCUACUCUGCCCACCUACCUCUGGGAGCGCGCAAAGACCUCUGCGACCUCUGGACCAAGCGCGUGCUCAACCUCCCCGGCGUGAUGCCAAACUUCAUCGACAACCCGCGCUUGACGACGCAGGGCGUCGACAUCGACACCUUCGGCGCCAAAUCCGACUUCAUCCGCGCCGACGCCCUGCGCACCUACGGCGGCAUCUACCUCGACGUAGACGCCAUCCCGCUCCGCGACAUCGCGCCGUUGCGCAACGCGGGCUUCGCCAACGUGGUGGGCCGCGCCGUGGCCAUGCGGACAAAAUACACGGGCUUCGUCAACACGGGCGUGUGGUUGUCGCGGCCGCACUCGAACCUGGCCGAGAUUUUCUUCACCGCCAUGGACGCCUUCUACAACGGCGUGUGGGCCAUCUCGGUCGACAUUCUGACAGAUCUGGCCUUCCGACUGCACGCGGUGCCCGGCGAGGUGCUCAUCGUGCACCCGCGCGCGUUCGCGCCGGCGUCAUGGGAGCUCGAGGACCAGGUGCGGCUGUUCCAGCCGCACAUCGAGACAAAACGGACGAGCAGCGCGGCGGUGCUGGACCGGCAUGAGGGCGCGGCGGCGGCGAUGCUUCCCAGCGAGCUGAGAAACACGUGCCAGGACGCGCUGGCGUGGCUGGCCGAGCGCGAGAAGAAGGGCCGCGUCGAGAGCUGGGAGAUAGACUUCUCGGCCACGUACGUGCUGCAUGCAUUUGACGACUACGCCGACCAGAUCCAAGGCUGGGACGGCAACAUCACGCUCCAGUACGUCCUGGCCCGGCAGAGCAACUAUGCGAGGGCCGUGUUUCCGGCGGUUUCGCAUGCCGUCCAGGCGGGCAUCAUCUCGAAGGAAGAAGCGCUUUGA
Messenger RNA from Parathielavia appendiculata, 1188 nucleotides. RefSeq names its product glycosyltransferase family 32 protein. The record is from RefSeq and is a predicted model, not a curated record. The coding region runs from base 1 to 1188 and encodes 395 amino acids. Lineage: Eukaryota; Fungi; Ascomycota; Sordariomycetes; Sordariales; Chaetomiaceae. The transcript has 2 exons.